This is a messenger RNA of Paramecium sonneborni, 302 nucleotides long. The record is from the annotation of a GenBank genome assembly. NCBI's taxonomy places the organism in Eukaryota, Ciliophora, Oligohymenophorea, Peniculida, Parameciidae.
AUUUUUUAUUUUAUAGAUGUAGAGGUUCUUAAAACCAAUUACGAUAAAAUAGCCUAUCUUAUAAAAAAAUGAAAAUGCAAGAUCAGAUUGUUCAACUGAUGAAGAUCUUAGUUUUAUAGAAAUAUUAAGAGUUGAAGCUCAAAACCCAAUGAUAAAAAAUUUCUCACAAGUAGACUCAAUUAUAGAUACCACAUAAGAUUUAGAAGAAUUCCUUAAUUCUCUUGAUUGAAAUCUAUGAUGCAAGAGGAGAACCACUUAAUAAUGUAAGCCUCUUUUCUGACUGAUUAUAAUACAUAUCCAAC